Truncatella angustata is the source of this 969-nucleotide messenger RNA. RefSeq lists its product as uncharacterized. The record is from RefSeq and is a predicted model, not a curated record. The coding region runs from base 1 to 969 and encodes 322 amino acids. NCBI's taxonomy places the organism in Eukaryota, Fungi, Ascomycota, Sordariomycetes, Amphisphaeriales, Sporocadaceae. The transcript is spliced from 3 exons.
AUGCCUUCUUUUCUACGAACCUGUCUCGUCGCGCCCGCUCUCCUGGCGGUAGCUUGCGCGCAAGGAGUGAUUUUGAGCGGCCAAGGCGCAAAAGGACCAGCCAGUCUUCCGCUUCAAGUGGAUUUAAGCAAGUCCGAUGCCAACAUCAUCAACGUCAACGAGAUCACCACCAACGUGGUAAACGAAUGCGGACGCACUCUGCUGGCCGGCAACAUCGACAUCGGCGAGCAGACGGAAAUCCAGCUCAGCAAUAAGACAGUGACACAGGUUACGGCAGGCAGCAAAGUGGAUAUCACCAUUGCCCAGCUCGACACAGACGGCGCCGGCCCGUACACGUGUGAUCUCGACCAGGCCUCAAACGUCCAGGGCGCCACAGGUCAGACCAACCUGACCGUAGCCGAGAAGGAUGGUGGGGACGGUACGAUCAAGCUGACAGCCACGCUCCCGGCCGAUAUGAAGUGCAUUGGUGCCUCCACCGGCAACGUCUGCACGAUCCGAUGCUUCAACAGCGCGGCCGCAGGGCCCUUUGGCGGCUGCAUCGCCAUCCAGCAGACGGACACGACGCCCAACAAGAACACACCGGGUAACAUCGCGACGGCACAGACCCUCCAGGGCAUCAACGCGCAGAUCCUGCAGGACCAGAAGGACCUCUCGAAAGCAGUGGCGGCCAACGUCGAGGCGCCCAGCCAGGGUGAUCAGGGCGUCGCCGCGGUCGACAAGCUCCUGAGCAUCGACUCGGCAGCCGCGGCGACCGCCGGCGCUGCGGGCGACGUGGCAGACACCGUGGCUACGGCGACCAGCGCAUCGGCGAGUGCCACCGCGACGGCGGGCACUGGUAAUGGUCGUGGUAAAAAUGGAAACGGCAAUGGUAACGGCAAUACAAACGGUCGUAAAGCCGGCCAGACGGCGAACAACGGGAACAACAAGAAUAACAACAACAAACGUCGGGCACAGGGCUUUUCUGCCUGA